CCUGCCAUCUAGCGUAACAACCAAAACAUGUACGUGGUUCUGGUGUGAAAAACGAUAAAGAUGGAUGAAGCUGUAACCCUCCUUGGCUUAUCUUUUGCUAUGCUCGUAGGAUGUUACUUAGCUGGCGUUAUACCCCUAACAAUAACGUUAUCUGAGGAAAAGUUGAAAAUGGUGACUGUCCUGGGAGCUGGUUUGUUGGUCGGCACUGCCCUUGCUGUCAUCAUUCCAGAGGGUGUCCAUGCCAUGUACUCUAAUGGAAAAGACCAUGAAGGGCACAGCCAUCAGUUAAAGGAAAUUGAACACAAAGAAAAUGAGGUAGUGAACGCGGUCGGUUCGUUAGCGGGAAACGAUGAUGCUGCGACAGCAGAUCUCCACCGCGACCACCAUCAUGACAUGGGAGAGGAGCACUCCAAGAUCGGCAUCAGUCUCGUCACAGGGUUCAUCUUCAUGCUGCUCGUUGACCAGAUUGGGGGCAACAUGCACUCGCACUCCGUCAGCAACGACGCUGAGGCCACGGGAACUGUCCAGAACCGUAACAAAAUUACAGCCACGCUGGGCCUGGUGGUGCAUGCUGCUGCUGAUGGCAUUGCCCUGGGUGCUGCAAUUACUUUGUCAGAGAAUCACAUCACCAUGAUUGUUUUUGCUGCUAUCAUGUUACAUAAGGCUCCAGCUGCUUUUGGUCUCGUUUCCUUUUUGCUCCACGAAGGUCUUGACCGGGCGAGGAUACGAAAACAUUUGGCUGUGUUCUCCGCAUCCGCUCCAUUGUUGGCCAUCAUCACAUAUCUGAGUCUCAGUCAGCAAAACAAAGAGACGCUGUCGGACAUGCACACCACUGGGAUUGCCAUGCUGUUCAGCGCAGGCACCUUCCUGUACGUGGCCACGGUGCACGUGUUGCCGGAGAUCUCCACCAGCCACACGCAACACAAGGCGCCAGACGGCACCGUUAUCGUACGGGAACAGAAAGGUUUUAAAAAAUCGGAGCUGGCCGCUCUAGUUGUAGGCUCUUUGCUUCCGGUAGUUUUAGCCAUGGGCCACAAACACUGAUGUGAUAUUUACUGAAUUAAAAAA
Messenger RNA from Aplysia californica (California sea hare), 1068 nucleotides. RefSeq names its product zinc transporter ZIP9. The transcript has 6 exons. The record is from RefSeq and is a predicted model, not a curated record. The coding region runs from base 61 to 1044 and encodes 327 amino acids. Gene Ontology annotation, biological process: zinc ion transport; transmembrane transport. Gene Ontology annotation, molecular function: metal ion transmembrane transporter activity. Gene Ontology annotation, cellular component: membrane. NCBI's taxonomy places the organism in Eukaryota, Metazoa, Mollusca, Gastropoda, Aplysiida, Aplysiidae.